Zea mays is the source of this 1878-nucleotide messenger RNA. Its product is annotated as protein SODIUM POTASSIUM ROOT DEFECTIVE 1. The coding region runs from base 584 to 1588 and encodes 334 amino acids. The transcript has 3 exons. Gene Ontology annotation, molecular function: metal ion binding. The record is from RefSeq and is a predicted model, not a curated record. NCBI's taxonomy places the organism in Eukaryota, Viridiplantae, Streptophyta, Magnoliopsida, Poales, Poaceae.
UUCCUUCCUUGCUUGUUUGCUUGCUUGCUUACUGGUGCAACUGACUUGCGGCUGGCGUGGUUGGUCACCGUAGACAUGUUUCAAUUAUUUCUGCAAUCUGCAACUACAAUAGUCCAUCCCCUGCCAUCAUGAUUACGUGCCCAACGUUGAAGUGAACUGGCCGGACGGGACCAGCAGGAAAAUAAGAAGCAAUUUUUGUCAUAUAUGAUGCAUGUACGUACGGACGUAUGUUACAGCAAAAUUAAGUACUAUAUAUAAACCACGCACAGAGAGCUCGAUUGAACUUUUUCCGUGCAUUAUAUAUGCAUGAUUACAAAAUUGAUACAAGCCUCCAGUUCCGCUGCUGUGUUCAGUCAGUGACACAUCGCAGUUGUAUAUAUAUUAUAUAUAUAUAAGAUGGAGCGGAAAUGAGUGAGAAGAAUCAGAUGCGCGCGCCACCACCCACCAGGCCACUACUCGCGUGCAUAUCAUUAUCAUAUCAGAGCCGGGAACCUCAAGCCAGCGACUUGCUCUGCUGCUUUCAAAUCUUAGUCUCUUAUAGCUAAGCUCGCAAGGGCUAAGACACACUGAUCUUGGUUCACACAUGGCUUCCUUGUUGCGCUGGAAGGACAAGUACGUGAAGGAGAGGCUGCAGGGCCUGUCCUGCUCCUCGGCGGCCGCCACCUCCGUCGUCCCCUCCAAUGGCCGCGCCAUCGACCGGCACUCUCCGCACCUCCGGGACCCUCACCGGCGUCUCCCGCCACCGGUGCCCAAGCCACCCAGACCCAGCUCUAGUUUCAGUACUACCAAAGAUUCGUCCUCCUCCUCCUACAAGCAGCGGCAGCAGAUUUGCCACUUCGACGUCGAUGGCAAAGACAAAAGGAAGAAUAAGAAGAAGAAGAGCACAGCAGCAGCAGCCGCUGGUAGUGGUAGCUCGCCGUCGGAGCAUAGGAGAAACGGCAAGGAGAAGGCGCUGCAGCUGCAGCAGGUGAGCCCCGCGAGCUCGUCCCGGUUCCUGCUCAACUCCUCCAGGCUCAUGAUGCAGUCCGACGACGAAACCACUGCCGUCGACUCCCUGCCGCCACUUCCGUCCCCGCGGCGGCCCUCCUUCGUUGACGCCGCCGCCGAGGACGACACAGACACAUUCCCCAGCAGCCACGGCGAUGCCGCGUCGCCGGCUGUUCCGUCAAGAAGGCCUCAGCUCGUGGCGCCGGCGCCGCCACUGGAAUUAUUCGCUGAGCCGUCUGCAUCAGGCGCAGGCUCCUCCUCCUCUUCGUCGUCAGAGAUAACUGGAGGCCAUGUCGUCGCCGCCGCUGACAACACUGUCGUGGUGAGAUCAUGUUCCACGAGAACAGGGCAGCACCAGGUAGUGGUUUUGAGGGUAUCUCUGCACUGCAAGGGGUGCGCUGGCAAGGUGAAGAAGCACCUCUCCAAGAUGGAAGGCGUUACUUCUUUCGACAUCGACAUCGCGACGAAGAAGGUGACGGUGGUGGGAGAUGUGACGCCGCUAGGCGUCCUCAACAGCAUCUCCAAGGUCAAGAGCGCCCAGUUCUGGCCUGACUCUCGCUCCUCUUUCUCUACGCCACCGCGUGCCUCUGCCUCCUUCUGAGCUGCCCACUAGCUUCGUCACAAACUUAAUGGUUGGGACGCCAACACGGUGGUCUUUCAAAUAUAUAGUUCCUUUUUUCUCCAUAUUAUCGAUCGAGGAAAAUAUAUAUAUUUGCACAAUCCAAUCAAAAGUUCCUCUACCACAAAAGAUGCAUUAUACAAAAUUUAACUUUAACUAUAUAUAUAGGCGUCUUUUUAUGUUUUGAAGCUCGUUGUAAUAAGAUUAUGAAAGUAUAAUGUAUAUUUUCAAUUUUAUUAAAUACAAAAAUAGGGGGACCUAAAGCUAUGAUA